AUGCUAGCGUUGUUGGAGUUUGCAUUUGAUCGCUCAGCUGUAGAAUCCUGGGUCUACACUGAAUGGGCGAAAAUCUACGAUGAGAGGUUCAUCGAAGAGUCUGUCCUCAAACCUAUUGAGAGUCUCAGACAAGAUUGUGACACGUUGCUCAACUCGGUAUCUAGAAAGGCUACCGGUACGGAUGCCAAGGCUGACCAAAGCAUCACACCAGUUGAACCAAAACUAAAGCACACCAUACCAUCCCCGUUCCAACUCACCGAGCCUAAGCCUCGGGAGCUCCCUGUUCCACGAGAGACGAUCAAACCAGUCACGCACAAACCUAUUCCAAAGAGUCUCAAUGAGAAUUCUCUACAAAAGAUAAAGGAACAAGACGAGGCACGUCUGCUGAUGAUGAAGGAGAGGACGCUGUCUAAAUAUGCCGACGAGGCAGCGGUGCCGACCUUGGCGACUGCUAGUCGUGCUGCGGACAUAGACAGCUUGAGAAAGGAGAUCGAUAACGAGCGACUGGCCGAGUGCACCUUCCAACCGAACCCUGCUAAACCUGUUCCGAAAAUACUGCCAGAGGCUGAGGUCAAGGCUACUAGUGCAAGCCUACUCAGGGAGUAUUCUCUGCUGACCAGGAAGCAGGAGCUUGAACAUGACAUAUUGAAGCAGUAUCUCACUGAGCUUAGGGACGCAUCGGAGUUCUACGAUUGGCAGAAUAGGAUGCAUGCGCAAGAUGAGCUUGACGAGAAACUUCGGCUCGAACGUCGCAAGCUGGAAAUGCAUUUGGCUCGAGAAGAGGCGGCGGAGGCAUCAAGAGUCAAUCACAAGCGAAACCAUGUGAUGGCUAACAUACAGAAGGAGACUGUGCGUGAGAAGUUGGAGGAAACUGAGAGGGAGAUUGAAGAGGCACUUGAACGGAAGCGCGAGUUGGUCUCAGUGGUGCAAUCUGAUCGAGAUAAUACGCGAGAGGCUGAGCGGAGGGUUAUCGAAUCGAGAGCUAUGGAGGGUGAGAGAAUUCGAGAGGAGAAAGCGAAGGAAUUCGAAAGGAAGCGGCUAGAGGACGAAUACGAGAUGGAAAAGCGGCGAGACAUGAUAAUGCAGAUAAGAGCAUUGGAGAGAGUUAGUGUGGUAAGAACAUCACCGUACGAUCCUUCGGAAAUACCCCAUCAUGGGCUCCUCGAGGAGAUGUCUUUCGCAGAACUCAAGGAACGACUGCAGCUCGCUAGGGACACUGCUGAGGCGGAGCGAGAGAGCAAACGCGCACAUAACCUCGAACAGAAACGCAUGAAGCAUGAGUCGCUGCUAACGAAGGCUGAGCAGUUGUCUGCAGUCCGACAACAGGCUCGCAUACAAGCCGAGCAGAGACGUCGCAGAAAGGCGCAGAUGGAGGCAGAGGAAGCUACAUUAUUGCAAGAAUUGCACGAAAAAGCUGUGGUGGACGUGGCGGAGAAAAUCGCUGAGAAGAAGCGGCAACGGUUGGCAGAAGAGCGCAAGUUGCAGGAGGAACUGAGGAAGAUCACCGAGAAGAGAGCAGCUCUGGCGGAGUCAGCAGAGUUGCUCGCCAGAAAGCAUCAUGAGGAGCUUCAUAAGGGCCGCAAGAG
Messenger RNA from Perkinsus marinus ATCC 50983, 1586 nucleotides. RefSeq names its product Myosin heavy chain, clone, putative. The transcript is spliced from 17 exons. The record is from RefSeq and is a predicted model, not a curated record. The annotation marks the transcript as partial. Lineage: Eukaryota; Perkinsozoa; Perkinsida; Perkinsidae.